AUGGGAAACAAAGUCUCGGCCAUUGACUCCCGAGUCACAAAGAAAGGAAAGAAGCGCGUCAAGACUCUAGGAAUGUUCAAUUAUCCAAACGGACGAAACAUUCGGGAAGAAUACCGUCGAACUGGAGGUACCCAAUGGGUGACUGUCUUCUUCAACUGGGCUGAUCACAAGUACAACGACGAAGAGUUGAUGGAUCUUGUAGUGGCUCGCAUCAACGCCAGAGAUGGCAUGAUUUCAUCCGAACCCGUCCAUCACGACAUCAAAUGGUGUCUAUCUUUACGUGUUCCAGGAUACUGGAAGCCUACCGAUAUCUCGAUUGCCGCGGCCGCCAAGGUUAUUGCACAAUGGCACAAAAGUGAAAUGCGCCAUGCAGGGGUGAAGAUCAAUCGACGAUAUCUUUUCCGUGACAGUAAUCGAAAAAAUCGUCUUGUUCGUUAA
Messenger RNA from Penicillium concentricum, 438 nucleotides. RefSeq lists its product as uncharacterized. The record is from RefSeq and is a predicted model, not a curated record. The coding region runs from base 1 to 438 and encodes 145 amino acids. NCBI's taxonomy places the organism in Eukaryota, Fungi, Ascomycota, Eurotiomycetes, Eurotiales, Aspergillaceae. The transcript has a single exon.